AUGGCUGGAAGAGAUGAUUACUAUGGCGGAGGACGUGGAGGAGGUGGUGGUGGAUACGGCGGUGCUGGUGGCGGCGGAUAUGGAGGAGGACCGGUAAGGUUUCUUGAGUUUUUCAGGCAAAACAUCAAGAGCACGCAGCGAACAGCCAAAAAAAUGUCUUUUCGAGCCCCAGAGCAACUUUGCCUAGAGUUCGUGCGCACACUUUUUGAGGGACUGUUUUGGAAUGAAGAAUCAGUGGAAAACCGGAUUCUAGCGAUGUCUUGCUGUGGUGGCGCAGUCAAAUUUAGGGUUGUCUACGUAUUUCUUAGCAAGAUUCUUCCUUGGCGGAUUUUUUCUGUUCAAAAAGCAGUGUGUUGUGUACGAUCCUUGUACUCCACACGCUCGCUUUGAAG
Cylicostephanus goldi is the source of this 392-nucleotide messenger RNA. NCBI's taxonomy places the organism in Eukaryota, Metazoa, Nematoda, Chromadorea, Rhabditida, Strongylidae. The record is from the annotation of a GenBank genome assembly.